UGUCGCUGGCUCCACGCAGCUGUGAGUGCCGAUUGUUUUGUUUACCUCGCUCUAAGAGGACCACCAUACGUUGCCCCCCUGCAUGUACCAGAAGACACCACACACGUUGUAUUUGAUUGUUCUUGUCCGCCGAGCCAACGAAGUAGACGUCCUUGUUUUUACUCAACAAUCAAUGUCAACACAAGACUGACCUGCUAGACUGGUUUGUUUGGAACCCAUCAGUGCACACACCAAUCACGCAAAUGAAACUACCAGUUUACUGAUCUCUCAAACCCAUUAUCUGUCUGUGUAAUUAGCACAGAUUGUCCACAUUGCUAGCUUCUCGGUAAACCAAAGUUCAGGAUGACUUCCGUAGCAGGCGAAAAACCAUCAACCUCAAAGAAGAAGAAUGAGAAGAAAAUCGCGGCCAAGGAAGAAUAUAGAUUGCUAUCCAACACCAUGGGCGUCAUGAACAACCUGAGAAGACAGGGCACUCUCUGCGAUGUCAUCCUCGUGGUCCAGGGCAAGCAGAUUAUGGCUCACAGAGUGGUGCUCGCUGCAGCCAGCCAUUUCUUCAACCUCAUGUUCACCACCAACAUGAUGGAGUCAACUGCCCAUGAGGUGGAGCUGAAGUGUGCAGAGCCAGAGAUCAUUGAGCUGCUGGUGGAGUUUGUCUACACUGCACGCAUCUCUGUCAACAGCAGUAAUGUCCAGUCCCUGCUGAACGCUGCCAACCAGUACCAGAUAGAACCUGUGAAGAAGAUGUGUGUAGACUUCCUUAAGGACCAAGUAGAUGAAACCAACUGUCUGAGCAUUAGUGCUCUUGCUGAGUGCCUGGACUGCCCAGAGCUGAAGGUGGCAGCGGACGACUUCAUCCACCAGCACUUCACCGACGUGUACAAGCUGGAUGAGUUCCUGCAGCUGGACGUGUUUCAGGUCACUCAGCUGCUGCAGCAGGACACGCUCACCGUCAGAGCAGAGGAUCAGAUAUAUGACGCUGCAGUGAGGUGGCUGAAGUACGACGUUCUGAACAGGCAGAAGUACAUAGUGGACGUUCUGGGUAAAGUGCGCUUUCCCCUGGUGUCCAAGGGCUUCCUCAGUAAGACCGUUCAGGCCGAGCCACUCAUUCAGGACAACCCAGAGUGCCUGAAGAUGGUCAUCAGUGGGAUGCGUUAUCACCUCUUGUCUCCUGAGGACCGUGAGGAGCUGGGGGAGAGCAGCCGUCCACGCAGGAAGAAACACGACUUCCGCAUCGCUCUCUUCGGCGGUUCACAGCCCCAGUCCUGCAGAUACUUCAACCCCAAGGACUACAGCUGGACAGACAUCCGAUGUCCGUUUGAGAAGCGCCGGGACGCCACGGCCGUGUUCUGGGACAAUGUGGUCUACAUCCUGGGCGGUUCGCAGCUCUUCCCCAUCAAGAGGAUGGACUGCUACAACGUGGUGAAGGACAGCUGGUACUCCAAGCUGGGGCCACCCAACCCGCGGGACAGCUUGGCCGCCUGCGCCGCCAAGGGCAAAAUAUACACCUCAGGAGGGUCGGAAGUGGGAAGUUCGGCACUGAACCUGUUUGAGUGCUACGACACGCGGACAGAGACGUGGCAAAACAAGCCCAGCAUGCUGAUGCCUCGCUGCAGCCACGGCAUGGUGGAGGCCAACGGCCUCAUCUACGUCUGCGGAGGCAGUCUCGGCAACAACGUCUCCGGGAGGGUCCUCAACAACUGCGAGGUCUACGACCCAUCCACAGAUGAAUGGCGGGAGCUGUGUGGCAUGAGAGAGGGCAGGAAGAACCAUGGGCUAGUGGCGGUCAACAACAGGAUAUACGCUGUUGGGGGGCAGGGAGGACUUGGUGGCCUGGACACGGUGGAGUACUACGAGAUCGGCACCAACGAGUGGAAGCCAGCCGCCCACAUGCCGUGGCGCGGUGUGACGGUGAAGUGUGCGGCGGUGGGACCGGUCAUCUACGUAUUGGCCGGUUUCCAGGGAGUGGGUCGCCUAAACCACAUCCUGGAGUACUACACAGAGACGGAUAAGUGGCUAUCCUGCACCAAGGUGCGUGCCUUCCCAGUCACCAGCUGCCUCAUCUGCGUGGUGGACACAUGCGGCGCCAACGAGGAGGAGGUUGUGCCCACCGACACCCUGCACGCGUCUCCAUCUGCGUCCACGUCAUCGCCCUCCUAGCGGUUUUGCACAUGAUGGAGAGGACUGUGUUUGUUUGUGUGUGUGUGGACCUUACUAAACCCUUGCCUCACAGCAAGCAAGGUGAACUUCCAUUCACACUAAACACACUAAACACUGAACUCUACAACUUCCCUGGCCCUGGACCUCUGGCUCUCCCAUGCAUCCUCCUGUCUCUCCUGUGUGAAAUAAGCCUGCCUUUAAAUAGGCUAGGCAAUUACCCAAUUAGGUCUUGGGCUAAACCCAAGGGUGUAUGGGGAGUGGUGCUCUGUACCAUUAACCCAAUCACAGUUAACAUCAACAGCUUAAUACAGACACAUACAUACAAAAGACAUAAACCCGCCAUAAACCUGGAACUGAGUACAGGUGAGUGUGUUUGGUUGCAGUCCAUGCAGAUGUGGCACAAGGCCGGCUUUUAAAAGUUUGUCAUUGGGGAAAAGGAAAGGGCUCUUUUUUUACUGUGUGUGUGUGCGUGUGUGUGCGUACUUGUGUGUGUGUGUGUUUGCGUGUCUGUGUGUGUGUGUGUGCGCACAUGCACGCGUGUGGAAGGGUCAGUGCUGUCCUUUCUGGUUGUUUCUCUAAAUAUUGGUGAAAGAUGUGUUUUACAUUUGUUUUACACCAUGAAUAAAAGUGAAAACUUUCUUUCAACUUAUUUUAUGGCUGCAAUAUGGACAGCUGUUGUCCAUUCAAGGAGUUUGCUAGAAACCCACAGCAAUAAAUAAAUAAGUAAUUUUUUCAAUGGGAAUGUUUUAACUUAAUUUGGGUACCUUUAUGUAUGUAAGGGAAAAAAUGUGUUACUUCCAUUAUACAGGACGAUUGGAGAUCAAUCUUCCUGUGUAAAGCUGUAAUCAGAGAAUCCUGACAUGACCUAUGUGUGGGGCACCAGUUGUCAAAUCCAAGUUGUGUAUAUCAUCUCUAUUGUUUGAAAUUGCAACUUUAACGAAGUAAGGAUGUUUAUCUGAAUGAGCAUGGCCGUUGUUAUCUGUGGAGCCGUAAAGGAUGUGCAGCCCACAGCCGAGUGAACAUGCUUAGGCCUACUGAGAGCAUCAGGGACAUGCAAAUACAGAGUGUGUUUUUAUUGACCAUGUUCUGAUAUGUUAUUGCUGAUACGUUUAACGCUCGCAAGGGAACUUUGUUUUUUCAUUAAAAUUAUGGAAAUUGUCAAUUA
Alosa sapidissima (American shad) is the source of this 3322-nucleotide messenger RNA. RefSeq names its product kelch-like family member 7 (gene klhl7). Gene Ontology annotation, molecular function: protein binding. Lineage: Eukaryota; Metazoa; Chordata; Actinopteri; Clupeiformes; Clupeidae. Bases 343 to 2157 code for a protein of 604 amino acids. The transcript is spliced from 11 exons. The record is from RefSeq and is a predicted model, not a curated record. Gene Ontology annotation, biological process: protein ubiquitination. Gene Ontology annotation, cellular component: Cul3-RING ubiquitin ligase complex.